This is a messenger RNA of Manduca sexta (tobacco hornworm), 1280 nucleotides long. Its product is annotated as acid sphingomyelinase-like phosphodiesterase 3a. NCBI's taxonomy places the organism in Eukaryota, Metazoa, Arthropoda, Insecta, Lepidoptera, Sphingidae. The transcript has 8 exons. The annotation marks the transcript as partial. Gene Ontology annotation, molecular function: hydrolase activity. The record is from RefSeq and is a predicted model, not a curated record.
GCUAUUUUUGGCACAUAACAGAUUUCCACUACGACCCGCUCUACACGUCUCAAGGCGACACUAGAAGACAUUGUCGGAGAGCCGACGAGCGUGGAAGUUCAGGCCAUCACAGAGCCCUCGGCCGCUACGGGGACUAUUCGUGUGACAGCUCGCUCGACCUAAUCGAGUCAGCGGCGAGAUACAUGCGAACUCGACACUCUGAGAACGUCGAGUUUGUACUAUGGACCGGUGACAUCAUCGCAGCCAGGUACAACGCAAAUGAAGACGAUAGGUACCAGGCGAUCAGAAACAUGACAGAUCUUCUCAGUAGAACAUUUAGUUCCCACUUCGUGUUCCCAGUGUUGGGCCAUUUGGACCCAGCGCCAUCCGAGAGCCUCACCAAUCUUUGGAUGCAUUGGCUCCCUUUGGAAGCACUGCAGACUUUUAAAUAUGGUGGCUACUAUACAAUAGAACAGAAACAAAGUAAACUGCGCAUAGUCGCACUGAACACUAACUUAUUCAGCAUGCGGGAAUCGAACUCACCGCAGACGAGGAGCCAGUGGUUAUGGCUGAACACCACCCUGGAUAAAGCUACCGAGAAUAAGGAGAUGGUGUGCAUCGUUGGGCACGCAGCGCCCGGUUCGGAUUCGCGCCACGGUUACGAUUCGGCGUCCAAUGCGAAUUACCUGCGAACGAUCCGAAGACAUGCGCGCAUCAUCGCCGGACAGUUCUUCGGACAUUUGCACGCCGACACAUUCCGCGUCAUUUAUGAUAAGAUCGGGCCGGUAUCAUGGGCGCUCCUGGCUCCAUCAGUGAGUCCACAUCGAGAUCCCUCUGGAUCUUCGAACCCCGGUCUUAGGCUUUACAAGUUUGACACUAAUACUGGAAAGGUGCUAGAUUACACCCAAUAUUACCUGGACCUCGCCACUGCCAACCGCAACGUGGGCGCGGCGGAGUGGACGGCCGAGUACAACCUGACGCAGUACUACGGCCUGCAUGAGGUGUCGCCUAUAUCACUUCACAAUCUCGCAGACAAACUUCGAAUAGGCACGCCGUAUGAAACUACUAUGUUUAAUAAGUACUUACGGGCGUACAACGCGCGCCACGACAGCAGUGACGCGUGCGACGGCGCGUGCGCACACCAACACUUCUGUGCCAUUACCUGUUUGGAGCAUUUAGCCUACAGGCAGUGCGUGGAAGCGGCCGCUAGCGCGCUCGCCGCCGCCGGUAAAUCGUCCCCGCUUGUCGCUCCACUCAUGAAUACGUUAGUCAUCUUAUUUAUCGUUGUUAUGUUCGUUUAA